GUGAGACAUUUACAUUAUCUUUUGAUGAUGUCGUUUUUGUAUUUUCCCUCCUCUUUGCUUUCCUUGUCUCCCUCCUCUUCGGUUCAGAAUUUGGCUCUCCGUAACCCACGAUGGUCGUGAGGAGAGAAGGGACAGAAGGAAUCUAAAAAUGGAACAGACGAACGGUUCUUAGGGGAUUUGAGGGAAAUGAGAAAGAUUGAAAAACCAGAUCAAAAUAAAGCCCCUCUCUUCCUCUUUCUCUCUCCUUACAUGAUUAGAUUUGGUAUUUCUUCACCCCUUUUCUCAUUGCCCUUGUUCGACCAGAUCCCAGUUCAUAUCUCUGGAAAAUCGUGUUUCAGAGCAAUCUUCAGGGACCUUACUGAAUCCAAUACCUAAAGUUGAAUACAGUAAAAAAGGAGAAGAAGAAGAAGAAGCAGCAGCGUGGGGAAAAGAGAAAGAAGCAGCAGCAGCGUGGGGAAAACAUAAAAAAAACUCAGCCGUGAAAAGAGAAGAACAAGAUGGAAAAUGAGUCUGGACCGCAAUAUUUCAAACUAAACACAGGAGCCUUGAUGCCCUCCGUUGGAUUGGGCACCUGGAAAGCAUCCGCUGGUGCCAUUGGAGAUGCAGUCAUUGCUGCUGUCAAGGCUGGUUAUAGACAUAUUGAUUGUGCGCGUAUGUACGACAACGAAAAGGAGGUUGGGGUGGCUUUGAAGGAACUACUUUCCACUGGUGAAGUGAAGCGUAGUGAGAUUUGGAUCACAUCCAAGUUAUGGUGCAGUGACCAUGCGCCAGAGGACGUCUCCACAGCACUUAGCAAGACAUUAGAAGACCUGCAACUAGACUAUGUCGACCUAUAUCUCAUACAUUGGCCAUUUCGGACGAAGCCUGGGUCAUGUGGGUGUGAUCCAAAAGUCAUGGCUCCACUGUGUCUUCCAGAGACAUGGAGUGCUAUGGAGGGCUUGUUUGCAUCAGGGAAAGCACGGGCAAUUGGAGUGAGCAACUUCUCAACUAAGAAGUUGGAAAACCUACUCGCAUACGCAAAGGUGCCACCAUCCGUUAAUCAGGUGGAAUGCCAUCCAGGGUGGCAGCAGCCUGGCUUACAUAACUUAUGCAAGUCUAGAGGCGUCCAUCUAUCGGCCUAUUGUCCUUUGGGGAAAGGUGAAACCAUGAAGGAUCCUACACUGAUUGAGAUUGCUAAAAAACUUAACAAAUCACCUGCACAAAUAGCUCUCCGUUGGGGUAUUCAAAACGGCCAUAGCAUCCUCCCAAAGAGUGUAAAUGAGUCCCGAAUCAAGGAGAACAUCAGUUUAUUUGACUGGUGCAUCCCUCAAGAUCUCUUCUCCAAGUUCUCCAAAAUCCAUCAGCAAAAGUUUGUACGAGGAGAAUUUGCAGUCCAUGAAACAUGCAGUCCGUAUAGCAGCCUCCAAGAGCUAUGGGAUGGUGAAAUAUGAGAUUGAUUACCAUCCAAGAAUAAAAGUAGAAGUUUUUGUCAUCUUCUUCAAAGAGAUUACAUCCACGGGGCUAGAAUCAGAUCAUUUUCCCUCCCCAAAAAAAUUGUUAUGAUUAUUAAUAUUAAAUAUAACACCUUAGAUUGUUAGACCAUAUACUUCAAAUUCAUCAUCUUCAUCCAAUAGCCUAGGGUUCCAUUAUACUUGAAAUUCAAUAUCUUUUGAUGUGGUUUGAAUGAACAUCAACCAGAUCUCCUGAAAUGUUUAUAAAACAUAGAGGAAAAAAUGAUA
This is a messenger RNA of Macadamia integrifolia, 1718 nucleotides long. Its product is annotated as NADPH-dependent aldo-keto reductase, chloroplastic-like. Lineage: Eukaryota; Viridiplantae; Streptophyta; Magnoliopsida; Proteales; Proteaceae. Gene Ontology annotation, cellular component: cytosol. The record is from RefSeq and is a predicted model, not a curated record. Bases 498 to 1430 code for a protein of 310 amino acids. Gene Ontology annotation, molecular function: aldose reductase (NADPH) activity. The transcript has 9 exons.